GAGUCCUGCGCCGCGACCCUGCGCACUCUGCGAACAUGGCGUUGCAAGCGGCCCGGGGCGUGCGGGCCGCAGCCUGCAGCCUGCGCGCGCUCUCGGCGCCCUGCGCUCUCUGCCCGCCCCGGCCCUGGGGGCCCAGGCCCGGCGACGUGCGGACGCUGCGCACGGGCCGCGCUCUGCUCUCGGUGCGUAAAUUCACAGACAAACAUGAAUGGGUAACAACAGAAAAUGGUAUUGGAACAGUGGGAAUCAGCAAUUUUGCACAGGAAGCUUUGGGAGAUGUUGUUUACUGUAGUCUUCCUGAAGUUGGGACAAAAUUGAACAAACUAGAUGAGUUUGGUGCUUUGGAAAGUGUGAAAGCUGCUAGUGAACUCUAUUCUCCUUUAUCAGGAGAAGUAACAGAAAUUAAUGAAGCUCUUACAGAAAAUCCAGGACUUGUUAACAAAUCUUGUUAUGAAGAUGGUUGGCUGAUCAAGAUGACACUGAGUAAUCCUUCAGAACUUGAUGAACUAAUGAGUGAAGAAGCAUAUGAGAAAUACAUAAAAUCUAUUGAGGAGUGAAAACAGAACCCCUAAAUAAACUAAUAUGAAACCACGAACCCCAGCAUAGUUGUCUUAAAUUAGUGAUGGAUAGAACAAUUAAAAUAGCUUUUAGCAAUAUCCGUGGAAAACAGAACUUCUCGUUGCAACUAUGCUAUUGGAAGAAAGUACCCUUUAACUCUCUAAUGACACAGAUAAACACAAUAUACGUCUUCACAACACCCUGUUUUAAGUUAGAAUCUAGUUAUAAUAUUCAACAUUCAUGAAAUUAUCUGUGAUAAGAAUAGUUAUAAAAAUUACAUAGUUUAAGGGUAACAUUGUUAUCGUAAACCUUUUAUAAUACUGUAACUACUGCUGACAUCCAUACUGUAAUCUGGGUCAAGAUACCUAAUGAUCUUUCCACUGGAAAUGAUUGGGAGUGGAAAUAAGUUGUUGGUUGCACAGUGUCACAUGAAGAGCAAUACUAUCUUAAUUUUGCAAUAUACUGCCUUUGCUGGUGCUAUUUUUAUACAAUGAAGCAACAGCCUUGUAGCAAAAUAAACAAUUUAAUAAUAAAACAUUCAAUUUCUUCAUUAAUCAUGUUUUUUGUUUUGAUGUUAAUAUUUCAUUUAGUGAUUCUGUUACUGUUUGUGGAAAUGCUAAUUUUGACUUAAAGCAGAGUUCCUUUUUAAAAGCAAAUGUAAGCUAUAUCAAUGAAAAGUUCUAAGAAAGUAUUUCCUUUUAGUCACAAACCUGGCCCUUAAGCAAAACUCUACUUGCCUGGUGGCUUUAAGUACUUGGUUUUCUCAUCUUUCAAAAAUAAAUCACUAACUUUGUUAUUCUAUCAUGCUAGGCUAAAAGAGGAAAAACAAGGAAAGGUAGAAGUUUUGAUCAGCAUAGCACAUGGCAGUCUUAAGUUAAACCAUAGUUCAGGUUUUCACUUAAGUACUAGGAACAGAAAUGGACAUAAAGUGAAACUUUACGAGCUCAGACACUGACUUGGAAAAUGAAUACUGUUUGCAGCUUAAAAGAGUGCCAAAUAUGGCAUUUUCAAGUGGCUAAUACAGCACUAAAGGAGCUCUGGUGGCAUAAUGGUUAAAACGCUAGCUGUUAACUGAAAGGUUGGUGGUUAACUGAAAGGUUGGUGGUUUGAACCCACCAGCUGCUUCACGGGAGAAAAGACCUGCCAAUUUGUUCCCAUGAAGACUUCAGCCUAGGAAACCCUGUGAGGCAGUUCUACUCUGUCCUGUAGGGUCACUGUGAGUCAGAAUCAACUCAGUGGCACACAGCAAUACAGCACUAAGGUCCGUGGGUGCUGCAGUUUGUGCUCAUCUACUAACAAAAAUGGGCGGUUCAAACCUACCCAGUGGCACCACAGAAGAAAGAUUCCCUAAAGAUUACAGCCAAGAAAACCUUACGGAGCAGUUCUGCUCUGUAACACAAGGGGUCGCCAUGAGUCAGAACUGAGGACAGAGGGUUCGGUUUUAAUAGAGCACUGGUGCUUCAGUGGCAGAAUUCUUGUCUGCCAUGUGGGAGGCCCUGGUUGGAUUUCCACCAACGCACCUCAAGCACAGCCACCACCCGUAGCAGAUUGUGUGCUGCUGUGAUGCUGAACAGGCUUCAGCGGAGCUCCAGACUAAGACAGACUAGAAAGAAAGGUUUGGUGAUCUACUUCUGAAAAAUCAGUGAAAACCCAAUGGAUCACAAUAGUCAGAUGCCAUUGUGCAUAGGGUCACCAUGAGGGGUCAACUCAAUGGCAGCUAACAACAGCAACAAUAUAGCACUACCAACGAUCACAAAGACAGAGCAGGCCUGGACAUUUCAUUCUGUUAUGCAUCAGGUAGCCACCAAAAGUUGGAGCCAACUCAACAGCAGCUAACAGCAAAAAAUAUGGCACACCCUAAUUAAGCCAGCUGUGGUAUGCCGAUGCCCUUCCCAAAGACACACUUAGCCUUUAACACCCACUCUUUUAUGAGGUUUUUGAAAGGGCAGAACAUUAUAGCAACUUUUUCAGUACUGGAUUAUACAGCCAAUUCCACCCUCAUUUCUAUACUAGUGUUGCUAAAGAAAUAGGCUUUGAAGGUCCUUCCAAAUUGACUAAGUCAACAGGGAAUGUAGUUUCUUUCACCUCAUUACUUUUGAAUAGUUUUGGCUGUACAGUGCAACUUAAUAAAGGUCUUAUUGAAUUCUAAUAACUGAACCUUAAGAAAUGGAAUAGGUUACCCUGAAGGUGUUAAGAAAUCUUUUAUUUCAUCUCCCCGGGAGUUUAAAGUUGAUACCAUUAGGCAUGCUGGUAUUCCAACUCUUAUGCAAAUCAGGACUCCCAAAUUAGAUGGAAUCUUGGAGACUAGUACAACUGUCUCGUUAAAAGAGGAAAAGUGAAACCCGAGGAGAUAGAGUGAUGUGCUUAACUCUCCACAUUAAGGCUAGCGGCUUGGGAUAGAGGUGAAGAGAAAAGGUAAGUUGUAAACCAGAAUGCCCUGAGUUAUCCCUAUUUGUUGUCCCGUUUCACUUUUGCUGUUUGCCUUUAUUUAUAAGAAACAGUUAAAAAUUCAUAUUUGGUAAAUGUGUUCACAAAUUAGAGUUUAGUCUUGCAGAUUAUAAUAAAUCAUUUCUAGAUCUUUUUAUUUAAACAUACAUUUAAAUAUAUAUAUCCUUGUGUUAUUUUUUAAUGAAGUCCUCCAGUUUUUAAUCUUUAGUAAUUUGAUUUGUAUGAGUGAUAGAAGUUAUCUGUAAAUAGCAAAUCAAGUACAUUUGACAAUGUCAAAGGCAACCACGUUAAACCCGAUUCUCAUCUCCGAUCACCCCCAGUGAAUUCAUUACCUGUGUACCUGGUUUUAAG
Molecule: messenger RNA, 3357 nt
Organism: Loxodonta africana (African savanna elephant)
Lineage: Eukaryota; Metazoa; Chordata; Mammalia; Proboscidea; Elephantidae
Gene: GCSH
Product: glycine cleavage system protein H
Exons: 5
Coding region: 36-557 (173 amino acids)
Biological process (GO): glycine decarboxylation via glycine cleavage system; protein lipoylation
Cellular component (GO): cytoplasm; glycine cleavage complex; mitochondrion
Source: RefSeq, a predicted model, not a curated record